Messenger RNA from Laetiporus sulphureus 93-53, 1528 nucleotides. RefSeq lists its product as uncharacterized. Bases 59 to 1444 code for a protein of 461 amino acids. The record is from RefSeq and is a predicted model, not a curated record. NCBI's taxonomy places the organism in Eukaryota, Fungi, Basidiomycota, Agaricomycetes, Polyporales, Laetiporaceae. The transcript has 3 exons.
GCCUCGUGGGCGACCGAGGAAGAGCGCGCCCGCGGCUCUGCCCGCCGCGCCCGUACGAAUGUCCCUCGUGCCCGUUAAUGUCUACGGGAGGAGCGCGUCGAAGCCUCCCGCGAGAGCUGCCAGCGUAGCAUCACGCCGAGCGCUAAGCCCGUCCAGCGUGCGUCCGGAGCAGCCGUCACCCGCGGGACCUAGCGCCCCAUCCCAUCCUCCGCGCAAUCGCGCGUACGUGCUCAUCGACUCCUCGCCCGCCGUCAGGGGGCCGUUACCCGCCGCACGGGCCGAGCGCGUCUGCGCCGAGCCUGAGUGCGAGAAUCGGCUCCCGCCGCGCGGCAAGUAUCGGUUUGCGAGUUGCAGGUCGUGCCGUGCGCGCAAGGUCGUGGCGAGGAAUGUGGAUGUGCAGCAGCAGGCUCCGCCGGCUGUCGCUACGCCGAUGCGGGCUGUUGAGCAGCCGCGUGUUGUUGAGAGGCAUGGGUGGACGUUGUUGACUGAGAACCCGGAGGAGGAGGAGGAGGAGGAGGAGGAUGAGGAUGAGGAUGAGGAAGAAGGAGGUUUCGAGGUUGACGUGCAGCCGCUCCAAGAUCUCCACGAGGAUGCGUUCCUCCGCGCUCCGGACACGAUGGCUACCCCGGGCCGCGCCCAGCCAGCAACAAGCAUGGGCACGGCAACGUUCGCGCCUCUGCCGCAAGCACAGGAGGAGGAGGAGGAGGAGGAAGACCAGCUGGCGGCGGGCCCCUCCACGAUUGCAUCAACGACGGUUCGCAACGAGAAGCGCAAGACACCGCCGACGAACACGGACGCGUCUGCGAUGCAGCAAGGAUGGACGCGCGACCCGACGACGAAUGGGUGGCAUCGCGCGCCGCCGCCGCCGCCGCUGAAGGAUAAAGAGAAACCGCGGUUCAAGCCGAGCGCGCUAUCGUCUCUCCCCCUCUCCCUCCCCACAUCCAUACCCGAGCCUCCCCCCUCCGCACCCGCGUCGGUCUCUCCUCGAAAUGCCGCGCCCGCGUCGGUCGCUUUUCCAACCGCCGCAAACGCCGCGCCGGAGCCGCUGGAGUACCAGACGAGCGCGGCGCUGCAUGCGGCGCUGGCGGCGGAGCGGGCGUGCGGGGGAUUGGUGCGGUUCAAGGGGAGCUGGGCGGUGAUCGUCGCCCCUGAGACGCUGGUGGAUGAGGUGCUCGUGAGGCGCGUGGCGGAUGAGCUUGUUAGGGAGAGCGGGUAUCCUGCGACGACGGACCGGAAUAAUGUGACGAUCGUGCUGCGUGGGACGUCGGGUACGAUGCAUAUGCAGUGUGAGUGUGCGUCGGGGGGAGGGGGAGAGGGGAUGGUGCGCCAGAGGUGCGGUGGGCAGGUGUGCUUGACGGUUGGUGAGACGGGGGAGCGGAUCUUGGCGGGGAUUACCAAGGGUCUAAGGGUGCUCAUCGAGGUGACGCAUCCGCAGCAUUUCUGAGCCUGAGCAGCACUCAUCACAAUAUUGUAAGUGUAUCGUUUUGUUAGACGGUCGGUUGGUGUGUUUACUGCACGGGAAAUUGUG